AUGGCCCUUUCUUCGCCCUCCGCCUCCGUCCUAGGGCGGCUCACGCGCUACUAUGGCAUGGAGAUGGAGGAUCCCGCCAUGCCCUUCUCAUCCCGGGCGGCGGACGGGACGCAAGAGGAGAGCCACUUCUCCCCCUCGACGGUUUUUUCGCCCGAGGUGAUGGCCGAGGUGGAGCGGAGGGCCCGACAAUUGUACACGGACGAGCAGCGGGGGUUUCUCCAGCGCGCGCCGGACCUCUUCGUCAGUCUGGAGGAUAUCCAGGACGAGGUGCCCGAGAUGCACUCCACACCACCGGCGGAAGGGGACGAGGAUGAGGAUCGAUCAAAUUUGCAUUUCUACGAUAGCUCAGAGAACUUGGAGGAGCAAAAUACAGGUUUUCCGGACGGCGCCGCUCUUGCCUCAUCGGGCUUUACAAACAAUUCUCAAGGUUCAUCAUCCUCACCAUCAUUUUAUCAGAUGGCGACGAGCUGCUUCCCCACGUUUAUACUGCUCUCGCCGAGGGUGUUAAUCCCGAGCGGAACGGUGGGUUGGGCGGGCGAGGGAAUGAUCUUUGUUAACGGCGGCGGCGUGCACCGCGCACAAGCCACCAUGUCAGCCUCCGUUGCGGUAUGA
Phytomonas sp. Hart1 is the source of this 612-nucleotide messenger RNA. The record is from the annotation of a GenBank genome assembly. NCBI's taxonomy places the organism in Eukaryota, Euglenozoa, Kinetoplastea, Trypanosomatida, Trypanosomatidae.